UACGCGAAGAGCAACUUCGAAGAAGAUCGACUCCACCGAGCAAGAGGCAGUUCUGGCUUUGCCGCGGAGCAAAUGACGGUGGAGAGUGAGGACUCAUUCAUAUCAAACAACAGCUCGCCACCUGUCCCUGACUCUCCCACCAACAUGCACGAGAACGUGACGUUGACUGAAACAAAGUUCACAUUCGAAGCGGCUGUGACAGCUCCAGAAGAGGAAUGCAACAAGCGACCGCGGCUUAUGUUGGAUGACCACAAAACCAUCCAAGACCACACCAUAGAAGAAAAAAAAGACACAAUCAUUGAGAAAGAUAUGAUGGAGGAGAAAGAUAAGUACCAGAAGAUGAUCGUUUGCGGGGGUGAAGAAACAAAGGACAAGAAGCAGGUGUUUGAGUCAACGAGGGAGGAGUGGAUGUCGACGGGAAGCUGCCUGGCACUGGAGAGAGCACAGCGGAAGCCGCGGUCGGAGAGACGCAGUAUCUCGAUGGAGUCAGCUCCCACGCUGAGGAGGGAUGAGAUCCGUGGAGCAACCAUCCUUGUGCAGCAGGCAUCCGUCACCGAUCGCACCUCUCCCGAGGCCGCCGACUUCGAGAUCAAAUAUAUAACAUGCUCACACCAUAGCCGCUCACAGUCGGUGAAAACGCCUCGCGGGGUCAACUCACGCCACCGCCCCAACUAUCUAUGUUUGCCACAGCAACGCUCGAGGGUGGCCUCCAUGCCCAACACAGGGGUCGAGGAGGAGUACUACCGACUGCGACACUUCUCCAUCACUGGCAAGGGAGUUGUCAACCGUGGCGACAGUCUCAAGAGUCGCCGCUCCAGAAGCAACACCAGUGUCGCCUCUUCCAACUCCAGUCACAGCACUGAGCACCAGACUACAGGCUGCUUCGUGGUUGCCGGUGGCGGAUCGUAUCCGGGUUCAGCACGGACGUCAGCCACGGCUUCCCUUGCUUCGUCCCGUGAGUCGUCAUGUGCGUCUUGUCCCGGCAUCACAGCGCCCUACCGCGUCAUGAUGCUCGGUUCUGCCGGAGUUGGCAAGACCUCGCUCAUAUCUCAGUUCAUGACUUCCGAGUAUCUUCACGCUUAUGACACUUCGAUUGAUGACGAGUUUGGAGAGAAGUCAGUGUCUGUUCUUUUGGAUGGCGAAGAAAGCGAACUCACAUUCAUUGAUCAUCCAUCUUCUGAAAUGUCGCCAGAGGAUUGCCUGACUGCGUAUUCGUCGGCACAUGCGUUCUGUGUGGUCUAUUCAACUUCUGACAGAGUCAGCUUUCAACAGGCCGAAGAAUCAUUGCAAGCCUUGUGGAAGAUGGAUAAUAUAAGGUUGAAAGCCGUCAUACUUGUGGGUAAUAAGACAGACCUAGUAAGGAGCAGAGUAGUAUCAACUCAAGAUGGCAAGGUGAUGGCUACAAACUAUGACUGCAAAUUCAUCGAGACGUCAGUCGGCAUAAACCACAAUGUUGACGAGCUGUUGGUUGGCAUCCUGACUCAGAUACGCCUGAAGCAAGACAAUCCGGCUGAGGCGAUAGACUCGCACCGCCAGAGAGGAAGGAGCAGAUCGCCACUGGGAGGUGGUGGUGGUGUUGGAGUUGGUGGAGGUGGCUUCCGCAAGUACAGGGGUCAGCGUACCUCUGCUAGUCUCAAGGUCAAAGGCCUUCUCAGCAAAGUCUGGGCCAGGGACUCAAAGUCCAAGUCCUGCGAAAAUUUGCAUGUCCUUUAGGCUAUCAUUGUUAGGUGAAAUCUUUGACUAUAGACAGAUGUCUAUAGUCAAAGGUGAAAUGCAUCACUCAUUAAUUUUGCAGCAUUUUGUCAGCUGGGAGAGUGAACUGAAUUACUCCAAGGCUAGUCGAAAUUAUAAUAAUUAAUUUCCUUCAAAACUUUAUUACUCUAAAGGUAUGUCCACACAUGCCGAACCGAAUCACGAACAGCGCAGCGAACCGCGCAGCUGGAAGCUCGCUGUGCAUCGAACCGCGCAGUGAAUUUAACAAAAAUAAUGCAAUCACCUGGUAAAUAUUUUCCAAUUUCAAUAAUACUCUGUUAAUUUAUUCCACUAAUGUUUUUACUGAUUUCAGUGACAUUCUAUUCAAAUUCCAUAUCGAAGUGAUAAAAAUAUUUGUCAUUAAAUCAUAAAUAACCAGGCUUUAAUGUGAGCCACCUCGAAUUUGAAUUAUCAGAACAAUUGUAAUUUGCCUUAAUACGCAUUUGAAUUGGAAAAAUUGAUCAUAGUCAUCAUUAAUUGAGAGUGCAAACACAACCGGGUCCACCACAACUAGGUCUUCAUAACUAGAGAACAUUGACUCAAUAUAAACAUUUAUAUCGUUGUCACUCAUGCCAUUAAUGAAUGAGGACAAUCGUUCAGUCACUGUACAGUCCUGGAAUUAGACGAUGUAUUUGUCAUUAUCAGUUUGAGUCCCUGUGUCCUUGGCACUUGGAGCGUCAUCGAGCUGCAUCAGUUGGAGAUCGUGAUCAGUAGAUCUAUUGAAAACCGCAUUCCGUUGUACAUCUAACUCCCGAAAUUGACUUUUCAAAUGUUCAUUUUCUUCCUCCAGUAUCGAUAAUUUUUCAAUCAAAGAUUCAUGAGCAGCGCUGUCAGAGAUAGAUGAUUGAUAGAAGCUUAAUAAUUGUUCAGCAGCGUCGCUAAUAUGUGAAAUAAUUGGAGAAACAAAUAGUGGAGUCGAAACAUGAUCUGGGCAUUCAUUAUGAUUUUUGUGUACACCACAUACCUCUACAGUUCCAUCACACGAAUUUUUGUUUUUAUAGAAGCCAAACACUCCUUAUAAAGGCACCUAGCAUUGCAUCUAGCAUUGGUCCCUGAGGGAUCAGGCUGGGGCUUGAGUUCCAAAGAGCUCUUUUCAGAAUUGGAGGUGUGUCGUUAACGAUACAUUUCUUUUCAACACUGUCAGCUAUCUUCUCUGAUACCCUCUACCUCCGCCACUCCACUGAGUUUUGACUCUAAUGGAAUGACAUUUUUGAACUUGUGCUUUGCGGGAUCCGGCAGCAGUUGAUUACAGUUUGAACCAUAAUAAUUAUCAACUCUGAAACAAAUACUCUCGUUUUCUUUCUCCUUCUUUUUGGCACUUGGCUAUAUGCCAAAGCUUACCUUUGUUGUCUCUUCAUUCAACAAUAUAGAUAAAUUUGAAUUAAUCAUUUAUAGCCGAAAGAUUGUUUUAUCUGCAUUUUUUUAUUGCGGAUGAUUCCCACAUGAGCUUUCAGUCUGUGCUUGGGUGAUGGGAUGAGAUGAUCAAACGUCAAUGUCUACUGACGGGACUCUAACCCACGACCAGGUAACACUAGCAGACUGAAUGAUGAGUAUAAUGUGCACAGAUAGAUAACCACAGGACUACUUCAUAAAUUAUAAAGAAUCAAUCGAAAAGAAUUAAAUCUUGAAAUUACUUCCUGUAUUUCCAGUGGGGUUCUUUUCUUUAAAAUUGUUUCAUAGUUUAUGAUCUCAAAAUGUCCAUUAACAGUCUGAUAUCCACACCAUGUUUUAUAAAUGUUUUUAUAUUGCUGCCACUUGUCACAUAUCUUACAACUGUUUGACAUGUGUGUUUUUAAAGAAAGUGACUAUGUUUUGUAAUUUUUUAUAAAAGACGCACACAUUAUUUCUGAAAUAUUUACAUUAUCAAUUAUCAUGUUUGUGACUGUGCCUUUGUAAUUUUUGUCAAUUCAGUUAGAAUUUUGUACAAAUAUUUUAGGGUAGAGUUUUCUAAUGAACAAUUGAUUUAAAAACAGCAGCGUUUAGUUUGCAUAGAUGAAGAGAUCUGUCAUAAAUUGGAAAUUUACAAUAAUUAUGAGAAGAUUACCGUAUUUUAAAAAGUAAUUUCAUUCACAUUUUCAAGUUGAUGUAAAGUGGACAUUUCUGCUGCGAAUAUUGUAAACUUGAAUAUUAAUUGUUGUUGCUUUAAUAUUAUAUCGGAAUAAUUGAUCGUAUAAAGUAGGUUAUUUAUUUGACAUCAACAUUCAGUUCCAUUGCAAUAUUAUACUUAAUAUACUAAAUACUUAUAUAAAUAAAGUUUGUCAAUUGAUUAUUUUUGUACUUGCUUUCUGUGAAAUCGAGCAUUUAUAUUAUAAUCUUGAUUUGCUAGUAUACCAGCGUAUUUGAAUAACGUACAUCAAUUAUUGUAAUAUUAAUUCAUUGCUGUUGAUAGUUUGUUUACUUGGAUUAACUAGCUCGUAAUUGGAGAAGAAAAACUGUAGGAAUGACUUCCCGAUCGAUGUCAUGUUUUGUCACUAAUAAUAUUGUUACCUUCAUUGUAGAAAAUAUUCAUCCUUAUGAGUGAAUCACUAACUAUACCGUACGGUACAGAUGGUUCAAAGCACAGUUCAUCUUCCAAUCCCAAUUCAUAAAUAAUAAUUCCAUGCCUCAGAAUUGAAUUCACAUUUUAAGUGUUAUAUCGAGUCGAGGGUGGAAACUACUGAAUGAUAUAAUAGUAAUAUAAAUUCCUCGGUUUGUCAUGCGACUAUCUGAGCUGCAAUUAGUCUGAGUUGAUGUUAAUAGCACUGUUACAAUACAAUUAUAUUUUAAUUCAACCAUCUUAAUUCAUCUUUAUCUAUGUUUCUUUAAAUAUUAUAUUUACAUGAUUUUUUAUAAAGGUUAAUGAGGAAAUGAAUUUGGUUUUGCAUAAGAACAUAAGUAUUAUUAUUUUAAGCAGUUACAGGGGACUCUUUAACCCCAACAUGGUAGAAUUCUCAAGUUUUGAAGAAGCUUUUGUAGUUCUAAUUAUUUCUUAUCGAUAGUCUGAGAUCGAAAUUGACCACAAAUAAGACACCAAUGUUUUUAUAGUUGAGAUAGUGAUCUGAUUUUUAUAAAUAGGUAUGUAAGAAUGAUAUGCAAAUAAGUAUAGUGUAAAUGGACAAGUUGGAUGGAUUGUUUUUGCUUAAGUCCUAUUCGAAUAAGUUAGAACGAGAAAGUAGAGAAGCAUUGAACAAUUAGACGAAUAGCAACAUACAUUUCAUUUUGUAUACAUAUCAUGCAUUUAUUAGAACAUUUUAAACAUAAGCCUAUUAUCUCAUUUCAUUUCAAAAAAUAAAAAAAUUACUAACAAUCGUGCAAUGCCAUUCCAAUUGUGUUUUCAACUACAAAAAUGAUCAAUAUGGAAUUUAAUUUAUUUAUUAGAUAAGUGUUACUGUAUAAUAUUCUGAGAUCCUUCCUGAGUUGAUAUUUGAACAAAUACUUACUACAAGCUGUUUGCGAUGAGACACUAAGCACUAUAUCACAUAACAUCUAACCUGGAUUUUCUUCUUAUAUUAUUGAUUAUUAGUACUUUCAUAUCAAUAGAUAAACUUAUAACAGUAUGAAGUAAUUAUUAUCAAUACUUAUAAUACUGUAUUCGCCUACUAGCGGUAAAUAUUCCCGAGCAUUUUAUUGCAUUGUCUGCAAAUUGAAAACAUGAUUCAUUUUAAAUUUUCAUAUAAACUGAAAACUAUCCUAGCAGUAUCUCAUUUAAUUUUCUUUUAUUUUGUAUUGAGCAUACCAGGGUUCAUUUCGAUGAACCUUUCAAUGAUUUCAAGACGCAUUGAGUGUUUCACUAUAGUGUCUGAUUCUGGAAAAUUGACUUGAAAAGUCUCGUUUACACCUAUAACUUUUACGAAGAUGUUCACACGAUUUUAACUUGUGUAAACCUAAUGUUACGAUUUUCUAGCAUUCGUGGUCAAAUCAUUCAUGAAGUCUGAAAAGGUUUGAAACGAUAAAUUGAACAUAGCACAGAAGAAAAUGCUUCUUCUUCUUCUUCUAUCCAACGCCCGUCCUUGGCUGUUCAGCCAUUAGACGCCUUGCCGUCCAGUAGAGCUUUGCUUUCCCUUCCAUAGUGUUGCUUUCGUCCUUCAAAGCACUACACCAAGCCUGAUGGUCGGCUGUUCCCUCUCCAUCGUUGCACAAAAGGCAGAUUGGUGAGCUUGUAAGUCCUAUCUUCGUAGAUGGCUCUGGGAUGGCUUGUGUAGAUAGUCAUGCCCGGGGUCAGGCCCGGCCCCAGGGGUGGGCAGACCGGGCGGCCGCCCAGGGCGGCAGGUUUUGGGGGCAGCAAAUUUAAAGGAACGGAA
Molecule: messenger RNA, 6032 nt
Organism: Nilaparvata lugens (brown planthopper)
Lineage: Eukaryota; Metazoa; Arthropoda; Insecta; Hemiptera; Delphacidae
Exons: 7
Coding region: 73-1713 (546 amino acids)
Cellular component (GO): plasma membrane
Molecular function (GO): calcium channel regulator activity; GTP binding; GTPase activity
Source: RefSeq, a predicted model, not a curated record